AUGCAGCGAUCGGAGCGAGCGGAGCUAGCGGUAGCUAACGAGAUUGGCUACAACGGUGUCAUCAGUGCCUGUGAGAAGUCGGCGAAGUGGGAGCUGGCACAGGCCUUGCUGGGCAGCUGUCGUCACAGAAGGCAAGCCAGCUGCAUCGGCUACAACGCAGCGAUCAGUGCCUAUGCAAAGGCAGACGAGUGGCCUGGUGCACUUUGUUUAUUAAGGACGAUCAUUGACAUGCGUUUGUUCGAAGACGCAAUUCCAUUCAAUGCCAUGAUGGCAGCUCUGGAAUCUGGCGGAAAGUGGGAGCUUUGUUUGCUGCUCCUCGGGGACGUUGAAAAUCUGCGUAUGCAGCCAGAUGAAUACAGCUACAACGCGGCGAUCAACGCAUGCAAGCAGAACGUGCGUAGUUUCUCAACCGGGUCGAAAGCUGUGAGGGUGCAAAUAUGCACGAUUGGUAUGGUUGUUCUUGGCUGGCAUUACAGUCCAGUUGUGCUAUGGGGUUGGACGCUCGUUGUCAUGGAGGGCGUCACGCUGGAGUUCCGCAAAGCAUGGCACGACUUCUCGAAGAUGAAAAUCGACUGGCAAAGUCUUGGUCGCCGAUCUCUUCCGUUUGUGGCGGCCAGCGCUCUGAGCACAGGCGCGCUCAUCUUGUGGAAGCAGCAGGUGCCUCCAAAAGCUGACCUUCUUGCGACAUCUUGCACUUUCAGGUGCGCGGCUGAUACGCUGCCAGGAGUGGCGGAGCGACUCCGUAGUGCCGGUGCAGAGGCAGCGGAGGUCGCUGCGCUGCGGCUCGCUGCACGUCGGCUUCGCGGGCCCAUCGAGAGAGAUCUCAUGCGCUGCCAGCUAGAAGAAAGGAAGCUUCAACAGAUCCAGGAUGUUCGAGCGCUCUAUGCGCGAUUGGUUGAGGAGUGGAGGCAAGCUGGCUUCUUCCGAGAACCAUUUGAAGCAAAGAGGCCGCGGGCCGCCAACUCAGGGAUCGACCUCGUGACGCAGAUCGAUGAGUCCUACGGACGAGACAUCGGCAGCGAGGUGCCCCUGUGUCUUCUCGCAGAGACGGAGAAGGUUGACACAGAUCCUGCGAGUGUUCCGCGGUUUCUCCCUCCAGAGGAAUGGUCCGCCGCCGCCGAUGCUUUGGAAAGGCACGGUGUGGCAGUGUUGAGAGGAAUGCUAACAUUGAAGGAGGUGGGCGAGCUGCGCGAGCGAGUCCACCUCCACAGUAGUGCGAUGGACAUCGCUCGAAGUAGAUGCCCUCCAGAAGUGGUGCCCGUGCGUGAGUUCAAUCAUGAAGCUCUGCAGGCCGAGGAUGAGGAACUCGAACCUUUCAUGUCGGCACCCGGUCGACAACACUACUACCUUCGUGGGAGAAUCUUCGAAGAGGCCGUGCGGGCAGCGCAAAGGGCGGCCAUUCCGCUGGUUUGGGAGGUCUUGUGCCGCCAGCACACCGCGGCAGGUUUCCUGCAGACGACGAAGCCGUAUGUCUCUGAGGUCCAGCUGAUGACCUCGGAUCCUUGUGCCACAGACCAGUUCUGGCACAUGGACAACACAGCUCCCGGCUUGACUCUGGUGGUACCUCUGACUGCCGUUCCAGAGGACAUGGGUGCCACCUUGGUGCUGCCCGGCUCCCAUCGUCUUUUCGGACAGGAGCUGGGUUUCUUCGCCAAGACGCGUGCCUUCAUGUCUUCCUUGCUGCUGGCAAAUUCUCGACCCGCUGUGACUCUGGAGCCAGGAGAUGCCUUCUUGUACGACUCGAGGCUCCUGCACCGCACUGCAGCAAACCGUCGCUACGAUCGUAUGGCUGCGGUGCUGGUCUUUCGCUAUGAUUACGAGAGGCCUCCUGGAAUUGGGCUCUUGGGGUCGCAGCUGUUCUCCUGGUGUGGCAACUUCUUGUCAGGCUGGCAUCCGCCUGAAGCCCGGUGGGCCCCCUUGGGCUACGAUGCUGACGUCGGCUGCAAAGCCUUGGACCAAAUUGAUGGUGCAGACGCAGGAAACAAAGAGCUGAUACAAGUGCGGCAAGAGUUCAUGUUGACAGCCAUGCGGACGUAUUUGCAGGCAGUGAGAGACAGAAGGCCUGCGGUGCUUGAAAACAAGGAGCCCAUGCCCAGAGCAAAGAUACUAGAAUUCUUCGAUGUCUGCAACACGAGGAUGGAUCUGCCAGAGACGCACAAGGAGCUUCUGACAUACAUAGAAGAGCAGAAGAAGAUUCCGAACGAGCUCAUCAUCUCAAUACAGAGGGAGCUACUAGAGGAUCUGGGAUUCGAGCAGGAGCAUGGCUGCGCCGUUUUGUCAAGAAUUGGGCAGGAUUACCCGAAUGACGUCGAGGUGACUCAGAAGAUGAAAAUCUGGAAGUCCAAAGCAGAGCAAAGCUGCCUGAGAGCUGUGAAGGCACACCAGGAUGCAGGAGGCGAGGCGCCGGAAAUGCCAACGACGCCUGUGGUCGACAAAGACCUUGCACUGGCCAUGGAGAAAGUCAUCCCAAAGGCCAAGGAGGAGGUGAGCAAGAUGUCGGAAGACGAGAAGCAGGCAUUUCUGGGAGAGAAGGCCAUGAAAAAGCUGGAGGUUUUCCAGGGCCUUCCUCCAGAUGGCAGGCUGGCGUGGGUGAAGCGUCUUUCCGACGAGGACAAGGUGGAGUUCCUGAAAACUCAGAUGCUCUUCGUCGAGAACCUGAAGAAACAGAUGCAGGCAGGGCAGCAGGUGCUGAAGAUGAAAGGCGGUUACAAUCCGGCGCCCUGCACCAUGGAGGAUGCGCAGGGCCCGAGCAGAGCGCCGGCUCAGGAGCAGAUGAUGUAG
Molecule: messenger RNA, 2781 nt
Organism: Symbiodinium sp. CCMP2592
Lineage: Eukaryota; Dinophyceae; Suessiales; Symbiodiniaceae
Source: the annotation of a GenBank genome assembly